AUGGAGAGCCUGCUUGGAACGUAUCUCACCCACGUCCAGCGACUCUGGGCGGACUUCGACAUCGAUUCGGAAUCCCUCAGAACCGGCUCCGUCGCUGCUAUUGUCUCCGUUAUCGCGCUGUACGUAGGAUACCGCUAUAUCCUAAGUCUAGCUGAAGCACCCGUAACGUUCAAUGUGCCGCUGCCGAAACAAUUACGAACAGACUGGAACGGGACAAAAUGGGAAGAUCUCGAAGGAGAAGGAAAACGGAUUCUUGAGGAUCAGGCUCAGGGUAAAUGGAACACAGAGCGCAUCGUGAGCUACUGCCCGGCCGACGGACGGAUACUUUCUACAAAUAUACCGCUUGCGACACGAGAGUCUAUCGACAAGGCCGUUCAAGAUGCCAAAAGGGCACAAGUUGAAUGGGCGCAGACGACGUUUGCGCAGCGGAGGAGAUUGCUCAAGACUUUACUCAAGUACGUCCUCGACCACCAAGACGACAUCGUAGCAGCCUGCUGCCUCGACUCCGGCAAAACGAAAGUCGACGCCUCCUUCGGCGAGAUCCUGGUUACCGCAGAAAAAUUGAAAUGGACAAUCGAUCAUGGCGAGAAGGCUCUGACACCGGAAAGUCGUCCUACGAAUUUUCUCAUGAUGUACAAAAAGAACAGUGUACGCUACGAACCGCUUGGUGUUGUCUCUGCGUGUGUUUCGUGGAAUUAUCCAUUCCACAAUUUGAUUUCGCCUGUUAUCAGUGCGCUGUUUGCGGGGAAUGCGAUUGUGGUCAAACCAUCGGAGCAGACGGCGUGGUGCUCUGGUUUUUUCGUGGAUGUUAUCCGUGGAGCGUUGAUUAGCCUUGGUCAUUCGCCAGACCUUGUGCAGUUGGUGGUGUGUCUACCGCAAGUCGCGGAUUCAUUGACCUCGCACGCAGAUAUUUCGCAAUUGACGUUCAUCGGGUCCAGACCCGUGGCGCACAAAGUCUGCGAGUCAGCCGCCAAAUCUUUGAUUCCAGUUACAGUGGAACUUGGGGGAAAAGAUCCGUUUGUUGUGCUUGAUGAUUCGACUACGGUACGAGGGCUAGAGUCAAUUGCUUCUAUUCUUAUGCGCGGCGUGUUUCAGUCUGCAGGCCAGAACUGCAUUGGUGUGGAACGUGUGAUUGCUCUUCCGGGCACAUAUGAUAAACUCGUUGAGAUUGUGACGCCGCGGAUCAAAGCAUUAACUCUGGGUUCGAUACUGCUGGAUACGAAGAACGACUCGUUUACGCCAGAUGUCGGUGCCAUGAUUUCGCCUGCUGGAUUUGCAAGACUUGAAACUCUGAUCGCCGAAGCUGUAGAGCAAGGUGCUCGACUCAUUCACGGUGGUAAACGAUACCAACACCCCAAGCACUCGCGUGGACACUACUUUACACCUACAUUACUUGUCGAUGUAACACCGACAAUGCGCAUCGCACAAAUUGAACUCUUUGCUCCCGUCAUGGUAAUCAUGCGCGCUUCUUCUGUAUCCAAUGCCAUCGAAAUCGCCAACUCCACUCCUUAUGCCUUAGGCGCAAGUGUCUUUGGCCACAACUCGCGCGACGUCGAGACAUGCGUCCGCAACAUCAAAGCCGGUAUGGUUGCCGUCAACGACUUUGGCGCCUUUUAUGCCGUCCAAUUACCCUUUGGAGGUGUCAAGGGGUCCGGAUACGGACGCUUUGCGGGCGAGGAAGGGUUAAGAGGGGUGAGUAAUUUGAAGGCUGUAUGCGUUGAUCGGUUUCCGAAGAUCGUGGGAACGCAAAUUCCGCCGAGAGUUGAUUACCCGAUAUAUAAGGGAGAGACCCCCAGGACAAAUGGGACGGGGGCGUGGGAGAUGUGUAAGGGUGUAGUGGAGACGGGCUACGUGUAUCUACUUUAA
Molecule: messenger RNA, 1866 nt
Organism: Talaromyces amestolkiae
Lineage: Eukaryota; Fungi; Ascomycota; Eurotiomycetes; Eurotiales; Trichocomaceae
Exons: 4
Coding region: 1-1866 (621 amino acids)
Molecular function (GO): aldehyde dehydrogenase (NAD+) activity
Source: RefSeq, a predicted model, not a curated record